This is a messenger RNA of Archocentrus centrarchus (flier cichlid), 1458 nucleotides long. RefSeq names its product glutamic-oxaloacetic transaminase 1 like 1 (gene got1l1). Gene Ontology annotation, molecular function: pyridoxal phosphate binding; L-aspartate:2-oxoglutarate transaminase activity. Gene Ontology annotation, biological process: L-aspartate biosynthetic process. Gene Ontology annotation, cellular component: cytosol. Bases 45 to 1343 code for a protein of 432 amino acids. The transcript is spliced from 8 exons. The record is from RefSeq and is a predicted model, not a curated record. Lineage: Eukaryota; Metazoa; Chordata; Actinopteri; Cichliformes; Cichlidae.
AAGGUUCGCAGCUCCCCGCUCUGAUUUGUCUGGCUGCCUCCGAGAUGAGCCGACCCGGCAGCAGCCCUCACGAAAAAGGGGUCAGGCAAAAUGGAGACCCAGGAGGUCAUCUCUCAGUGUUUACCAAUACGAUCAACGCAGCAGUGAGUCCCGAAACAAGGUUGUUAUCCGCCUUGGCCAAAGAUACUCAGGCCAGGAAAGUUGAUCUGGCAGGGAGAGAGUAUUACAGUGAGGAGGGAAGGACCUUUGAAUUGCGUCUUGUUGGAAAAAUAAAGCAACAGUUAAGCGCUGAUCCCACUCUUCAUCCAGAGUAUCCCUCUUCUUUUGGUGUGAGAGAAUUCACCAGACAAGCCACAAAGGUUGCUCUGGGGAAGCAUUCUAGGGCUAUAGUGGAGAAUCGGGUGUUAGGUGUCCAGACCCCUGGUUUUACUGCUGCUGUUCGUCUUGGAGCUGAACUCUUGAGGUGCUGGCACGAUGUCAGUGCUGAUUGGUGUGGGCCAAUUUACCUCUCCUCCCCUUGUGAUGACUCAUUGGCCGGUAUCUUUCAGGCCGCAGGGAUCCAAGAGAUCUGUGAGUAUCAUUACUGGGAUGACAAGAAGCGUGGUAUUUGUUUGGAGAGGCUUCUGGAGGAUUUGGAGAGGGCUCCUGAGCAUAGUGUUGUUGUUCUCUCAGCGUCUGCCCACUACCCGACUGGAGCAGACCUCUCUCAGAGUCAAUGGGCUGUGAUUACACGGCUCAUUAUGAGGCGUAGACUUUUCCCCUUCCUCUUGCUGCCUACACAGGUGCUCUGCUGUGGAGACUUAGAGCGAGAUGCUUGGGCCGUACAGUACUGUGCAUCGCAGGGAGUGGAGCUUCUCUGUGCUCAGUCAUUUUCCCAUUGCUUUGGACUAUAUGGUGAAGCUGUUGGACACCUCCUGUGCAUCUUAAAGCAGAACUCCAUCCUGCUGUCCGUGCAGUCUCACGCUGACAAAAUAGUGAGAUCACUGUGGGCCCGGCCAUCUGUAGGGGGAGCGCACAUUGUCACCACAGUGCUCAGUAACUCGGCCCAUCUUGUUGAGUGGCAGGGAGAAGUUAAGCAUAUUGUUGAGAGAUGUAUGCUGAUCAGAGCCAUAUUAAGAGAAAAGCUGAGGCUUUUGGGAACUCCUGGUUGCUGGAACCACCUGACUCAACAAGGUGGACUCUUUUGUCAUACAGGGUUGAAUGGUGAGCAAGUGGAAUUUCUGUCAAACAGGAGACACGUGUACCUGCUCCCCGGUGGCUGUCUAAACGUGAGCGCAAUCAACGGCCGUAACCUGGACUAUAUAGCUGAGUCCAUCCACUUGGCUCUGACCACUACGCUCUGACUGCGUGGCUUUUAUCAGCAUCCAAAAUCUGUGUCAGAUGGGUGUUUUUUUCAGCCAGACUGAAAGACAAUGAGGUUGGACCUUUCAUGUGUUUCAUUAAAAAUUUCCUUUUUAA